Messenger RNA from Priapulus caudatus, 2709 nucleotides. Its product is annotated as dolichyl-diphosphooligosaccharide--protein glycosyltransferase subunit STT3A-like. Gene Ontology annotation, cellular component: membrane. The record is from RefSeq and is a predicted model, not a curated record. Gene Ontology annotation, molecular function: dolichyl-diphosphooligosaccharide-protein glycotransferase activity. The coding region runs from base 74 to 2212 and encodes 712 amino acids. The transcript is spliced from 3 exons. NCBI's taxonomy places the organism in Eukaryota, Metazoa, Priapulida, Priapulimorpha, Priapulimorphida, Priapulidae. Gene Ontology annotation, biological process: post-translational protein modification.
UUUAAUAAAACCAAGUACGGCUUCUUUUUAUUGGCAGAUAAACAAUAGAACGUGAACCAGCUCAUCGGCCACGAUGGUGUCGCACAAGUCCCAGAACUGGUUCUUCCGGAUGUCGUACGAGAAGCAGGACACGCUCAUCAAGAUGCUCAUCCUGUCGAUCGCCGCCAUCUUGUCGUUUGCGACGCGCCUGUUCUCUGUGCUGCGCUUCGAGAGCGUCAUUCACGAGUUCGAUCCCUACUUCAACUAUCGGACGACACGCUUUCUCGCCGAAGAGGGCUUCUACAAGUUCCACAACUGGUUCGACGACCGGGCGUGGUAUCCGCUCGGGCGUAUCAUCGGGGGAACGAUCUACCCAGGGCUUAUGGUGACCUCUGCUGCCAUCUACAAUGCCCUCAACUACAUGAACAUCACCCUGGACGUGAGGAACGUUUGCGUGUUCCUCGCUCCAUUCUUCUCCAGUCUGACGACCAUCGUAACAUUCCUGCUCACAAAGGAGCUGAAGGAUGCUGGGUCUGGUCUCGUCGCGGCGGCCAUGAUCUCAAUCGUUCCCGGCUACAUCUCACGAUCGGUGGCGGGAUCGUACGACAACGAAGGGAUCGCGAUCUUCUGCAUGCUGCUCACCUACUACUUCUGGAUCAAGGCGGUGAAGACGGGCUCGCUGUUCUGGAGCACGGCGUGCGCGCUCGCCUACUUCUACAUGGUGUCGUCGUGGGGCGGCUACGUGUUCCUCAUCAACCUGAUCCCGCUGCACGUGCUCGUGCUGAUGUGCACCGGCCGCUUCUCGCACCGCAUCUACGUCGCCUACUCGACCGUCUACGUGCUCGGCACCGCGCUCUCGAUGCAGAUCUCCUUCGUCGGCUUCCAGCCCGUGCAGUCGAGCGAGCACAUGGCCGCGCUCGGCGUCUUCGGUCUCUGCCAGCUGCACGCGUUCGUCGACUAUGUGCGCGCGCGCGUCGGCACCGACAGCUUCGCGCUGCUCUUCCGCGCGCUACUCACGGCGACGGCGGUCGCGGCGGCGGUUGUCGGUGGCGUACUGGCGGCGAGCGGCAAGGUGGCGCCGUGGACGGGCCGCUUCUACUCGCUGCUCGACCCGUCGUACGCGAAGAACAACAUCCCGAUCAUCGCGUCCGUCUCCGAGCACCAGCCGACGACGUGGAGCUCGUUCUACUUCGACCUGCAGAUGCUCGUCUUUCUUUUCCCGGCCGGCCUCUACUUCUGCUUCACGAAGCUCACCGACGCGAACAUCUUCAUCAUCAUCUACGGCGUGACGAGCAUCUACUUUGCCGGCGUCAUGGUGCGGCUGAUGCUCGUGCUCGCGCCCGUCAUGUGCAUCCUCUCGGGCAUCGCCGUCUCGGCGACGCUCGGCACCUACUUCGGCAACAUCGAUGCAGUCGGAGCCGCGCAGCGGCCGCGCUCGGUCGCCGGCCGCAAGAAGGCCGUCGACCACACGUACACGUUCAAGAACGAGGUCGCGUGGGGCGUCAUCCUGCUCGUCAGCUUCUUCCUCGUGACGUACACGUUCCACUGCACGUGGGUGACGUCGGAGGCGUACUCGUCGCCGAGCAUCGUGCUGGCGGCGCGCGCCGGCGACGGCGGCCGCAUCAUCUUCGACGACUUCCGCGAGGCGUACUACUGGCUGCGCCACAACACGCCCGAGGACGCGAAGGUGAUGUCGUGGUGGGACUACGGCUACCAGAUAACGGCGAUGGCGAAUCGGACAAUACUCGUCGACAACAACACGUGGAACAACACGCACAUCUCGCGCGUCGGCCAGGCGAUGGCGUCGCCCGAGGACAAGGCGUACGAGAUAAUGCGCGAGCUUGACGUCGACUACGUCCUCGUGAUCUUCGGCGGCCUCACCGGCUACUCGUCCGACGACAUCAACAAGUUCCUCUGGAUGGUGCGCAUUGGCGGCAGCACGGACCGUGGCGCACACAUCAAAGAGCACGACUACUACACGCCCGCCGGCGAGUUCCGCAUCGAUCGCGAGGGAUCACCGACGCUGCUCAACUGCCUGAUGUACAAGAUGUGCUACUACCGCUUCGGCUCGGUCUACACGGAGCAGGGCAAGCCGACGGGCUACGACCGCGUACGCAACGUUGAGAUCGGCAACAAGGACUUCGAGUUGGACGUCCUCGAGGAGGCUUACACCACAGAGCAUUGGCUGGUGCGCAUCUACAAAGUCAAAGACCUGGACAACCGAGGCAACUAGCACUGCACGUCGUCGUCUUGCGCGUCAGUGUACAUUUUGUUUAGGAGUAACUGCAAGGAGAGAGAAGAGAUUCAAUGGUCUGUCAUGUCUCCUUUCUGGGAAUAGUUGUUUUUGGUGAGGUGUUGAAUACUGCUUGCCAAUUUCCAUAGGUGUCGGCUGUACUAAAUCUGAGCACGUGUUUAGCCUAGUUGAUUCGUUAGGCCAAUACCUAGACAUAUUUGGCAUGUCUUGUUGUUUAAACAAUGAAAUUUCAGCAUAACUGGUCACAUCGUAAUUUGUCAAGCACAAGUUUCUGGCAUUAGGAGGGUGGCAUUAACAAUGUAUGGGUAGAUGUGUCCGAACUGAAAAAUACCAGUGAUUGCAAAAGGCACAGCUUUAUUUCGGUGUGAGUACUGUCUUUUUGUCGACAAUAAAAAGUGGGUGUUAAAUUUUUCUAUAUUGAUCAUAUCCUUAAUUGUAAUCAUAAUCAUAAUAAUAAUAAAUUUUUACAAAAAAUA